Zingiber officinale is the source of this 2739-nucleotide messenger RNA. RefSeq names its product probable hexosyltransferase MUCI70. NCBI's taxonomy places the organism in Eukaryota, Viridiplantae, Streptophyta, Magnoliopsida, Zingiberales, Zingiberaceae. Bases 520 to 2445 code for a protein of 641 amino acids. The transcript is spliced from 9 exons. The record is from RefSeq and is a predicted model, not a curated record.
UAAUUUUUAUUGUUCUGAUUGAUUUUUUACUCUUGUUAGUUUUUCUUUUUCCUACAAAAAUCAGAGCUGCAAGGUCUCGGAUCGACGAUCGAUCGGAUGCCCGAUUUCACGACCGCAUCACGGGAAUACCAACUCCGAAGCGACAAGAUCUCUGUGAAGUAAUGCCGACGGAGAUCGAUCUGCAAGAAAUUUGAAUUCUCUCUCUCUCUCUCUUUGGGGGAAAAGUUAUAGUGUUCUAGAUUUAGAUUUGUGGCAGAAGGAACAUUCUCUCGGAUCGGCACAGAUGCGGUUGCUCGAAGUUGGAUAUAUGCCGGCGUUGUUGGAGAAUUGAGUUGAGUUCGGCUGUAGCAUCUUGAUCUUCUUGUGUUUGGUGCUUUGACGCAUUGUUCGUUGCGAGAGUGCGGAUUUGAAGUUCUCGAUUCGCCGAAUCGGCGGUGGUUUGGAUGAUCGUAGGUUGGAUGAGAGGGCUUUUUGAAGAGCGAAGGAGAUGAAAGGGCGGCCUGUGCGUUGGGAGGGACAAUGACUGGAGCGUCAUUGGGUCUACGAUCUCUGAGUUAUGGAUCAUUGCAGCAACAGCUGCAGAACGGCUCUCUUUUGCCGACUCAGUCGCCGCCGGUCACAGUCCGCAAGCCAGCAAAAAUGUCCCUUUCUGGAUCCAGAGAAAAGGAGAGGAUCUUGGUUCGGGUGUGCAAGUUUGCAGGGAGGAGAAAGGUUGGGAUGUUGCUCUUGCUCAUCGCCUCCGUUGCUGUGCUCUCCUCUAAUUCUGUCUUAUGGAAAGAUGAAAAUGGAUCAGCAAGCCCCGACUCUGGCAUGGGUUUCACAGACCAAGUAUUGAGUUUUGUAAAUCCUGGUAGGUUAACGUUAGAUAAUGUCAGGCAGCCCUUUAUUCUAGAAACAGAUACCGAGUUUGAUACAACUAGGAGAUCAGUCCAUGAAUCCGGAAACCUUGACUUUAGCAAGGAGUUCACAGAUCCUAUCCAGAAUUUUGUAAAUUCUGAUAGGUUAUCCAUUAAUAAUGACAAGGAUCCUGAUCUUCCAGCAAAAGAACCAAAGCCUGAUAACAAUACCAGUUCUAUGCAAAAAUCUGUAACUACCAACAAUGUAACUGGGCUUUCUGCUCCCAUGCUUCCUUCAACACCACAUCCUUGUGAAAGUUUUUCAUUUCCUCCACCGCUAGCAGAUAAAAAGCGCACUGGUCCACGACCCUGUCCUGUUUGUUAUGUACCUGUAGAGCAUGCUGUGCUCCUUAUGCCACCUUCACCUGCACCUUCCCCUCUCCUUAAGAGUUUAAGUUACAUUUCAGAAGUUAACUUGAUUGCCAAUGAGUCGAAUGGAGGCUCUGUCUUCGGAGGACAUCCAUCAUUUCAGGAGAGGAUUGAAUCUUUCAAUAUAAAGGAAUCAAUGACUGUGCACUGUGGAUUUGCCAAGGGAAUGAAACCUGGUCAAGGGACUGGGUUUGACAUAGAUGAGACUGAUCUUCUUGAGAUGGAGGAAUGUCAUGAUGUUGUUGUAGCUUCUGCUAUUUUUGGAAAUUAUGAUAUAAUGCAACAACCAAAGAAUGUCAGUGACUAUGCAAAGAGGCAUGCAUGCUUUUACAUGUUUGUUGACGAAGAAACUGAAACAUACAUAAAAAAUUCUAGUGGCUCAGUCAAUACCAAAAGAGUUGGUUUGUGGAGAGUGGUGGUGGUUCGGAACCUUCCUUAUGUAGAUGCCAGGCGUAAUGGAAAGGUUCCAAAGCUCUUGCUACAUAGGCUUUUCCCAAAUGCCCGAUUCUCUCUUUGGAUUGAUGGAAAACUUGAGCUUGCUGUGGACCCUUAUCAAGUUCUUGAGAGAUUCUUGUGGCGGAAGAACUACACUUUUGCUAUCUCUCGGCACUACAAGCGCUUUGAUGUUUUUGAGGAAGCAGAGGCUAACAAGGCUGCUGGAAAGUAUGAUAAUGCGUCUAUAGAUUUUCAAAUAGAAUUUUAUAAGAAAGAGGGUCUAACACAUUAUUCUCCAUCCAAGCUUCCCAUUACAAGUGAUGUUCCUGAGGGAUGUGUGAUCAUCAAGGAACACAUACCUAUUACCAAUCUAUUCACAUGUUUGUGGUUCAACGAAGUUGACCGUUUUACCUCUAGGGAUCAAAUCAGUUUCAGUACCGUCAGGGAUAAGCUAAUGUCUAGAGUGAAUUGGACAAUUAACAUGUUCAUGGACUGUGAAAGGCGCAACUUUGUUGUUCAGGCAUACCACAGAGACUUGUUGGAACAACGGAAAGUCCUUACUGCCUCCAUUUUUCCGCCACCUUCAGAAGCAACUAACGAGCCCCCUAGAAAAACAGUUCCAGAUACAAGAGCUCCUCCGUCAAGGAAGCUGCCCCCCAAGAUUCCCGCAAGGCGUGGGAGGGACAAAAGGUCCGGUUCGAGGCGCCAUCAUCCUAGAUCUGCCAUGGGAAAAGAAAGCAAUUGAAUUUGAAGUUUUUGCAUGAUUCUUUGUUCAGGUCUGCAUGAAACUUGCUGCGCUCCAUUCUUUAGUGUCAUGCUCUACCAAUUUUGUGAGAAACUGUUGAUAGCAAUUCUUUUUGUUUCCUUAUGAAUAACCAAUACAAGAUAAACAAAUAAGUAGAAUGGACAUAUCGAAGAAAGUCAUUGCCUACGCAUCAGUCUUAUUAUUUUUGUUACGGCUAUACCAUCUCGACAUUAAGUCAUUGAACUCUUGUAACAUACAGAUUUGCUAAUGGAAAAACUAUUCCUGUUAGUACUA